Hyaloscypha bicolor E is the source of this 2308-nucleotide messenger RNA. RefSeq lists its product as uncharacterized. The coding region runs from base 330 to 2222 and encodes 630 amino acids. Lineage: Eukaryota; Fungi; Ascomycota; Leotiomycetes; Helotiales; Hyaloscyphaceae. The transcript has 5 exons. The record is from RefSeq and is a predicted model, not a curated record.
AACCGUUCGUCUUACAUUUCUGCCUGUUAUUGGAAUUUUGGCUGCUUACCAUGGCAUGCCAACCCCGCUAACGUGGCUCGGGGAUCGGGGCAGAGACCACGCCGGCGACCCGGCCCCUCAAAGCCGCCAUUCAAGGAACUUGCCUCCACUCUUCUACAUCUCCUAGCCAAGGGCCCUCAAUAGUGUCAUUAUAUAUGCGUUGCUUGAUUUUGUUAACACCGUUAAGCAAGAUCUGCGCUGUGAUGAAGUGUUGAGCGCGGUCCUUUACGACAGGCACCAUUCUUUUCCACAAACUUCUUCGCCCCUCGUUCAUAGAUGCCAUAGGCACGAUGGUGGACGUGACAAACUCGCAACGAGUGCCGAACCAUGGGCACUGGGUGGAUCAUUUCAUGUCAAACGUGGACCAAGACUUCCAUCAACCUAUGGAUACAGACGAGAAGCAACACGCUACACAGGAGGAUGCCAAUUCUGCCGAAACCGACUUCGCCCUAGCGAUGCGAGAGUACCGUAAAAUCCUAGAAGCAGAAGGAAGAGAGUCCUCAGUCGCGAGUAGCAUUAUAGAGUGCCACAGUUGGGAAGAAUUGACGGCGUUGGUCGACGAGGCUGAAAAACGCUAUGAACGGCUGGGAAGCCACCCUGCUCGCAGACUGAGCCGCACAUUUGGCGAUCACAGUUCUGCAUUGCACGCGUGGGCUGGUCUCCUUCCAAGAGACAGUAGCUUUGCCCUUAUGUCCGGGGGUGUAAAUCUGCUGCUCCGCGCAACGGCUCGACGGAGUGUUCAGCGAGAACGAAUAUGGCAAUCUUUGAGGAACUUCCUUGACGUGGUCGCCGACUCGGCACAGAGUUUAAGGCACUAUUGCGAAGACAAAGAGCUGCGCAAUAAAGCUGAAGCCCUAUAUGUGGCCAUGUUGAGGAUGAUCGAAGCUUGUAUCAACUCAUUGGUUCAUGAAUCCCCAUUGGCAAAGUUCAAGUAUGGGUUCGGCGGGGACCGACCAGCGAGUGUGGAUGAACGAUGUUUGCAUUACGAUCAAAAGCAAAAGCAGUUCAACAAGCGAGUUGAAGCCCUGACUAUGACCAAGAUUGCAGAAACGGCAACUGCGACUAUUGAAAUUCGCCACGCUGCCAAAGACAUACAGGAUCACGGACGUCGAAUGGACCUCCAAAUGCGCAGAGUUAAUGACACUGUGGAAACUCAGGGUGAUAUCCUGCUGAAUAUUCGAGAAAUGCUGCGCGGUGUGCUAUCAAACGCUGAGUGGCAACGAGAAGCCGAAGAGCGGACGUCCCAGAUGACCCGUCUGCGAGUGGAGAACUUCCAACUUGGCCUCCAGCAUGUGCGCAGUCUGACACCAUCAGAGGCGCCAUCCGGACUUGCCAUGAAAUGGUUCCUUUGGAAGAUCAUCAACGUCGAUCCAGACCGCUGCAUCACCACAUGUACCGAAGAAAAAGAAAGCAUGCUCCGGACUGGUCAAGGUCUGAGUCACGCGCCAGCACAUGUUUUGAGGAUGUUCAGGAACGGUCGAGUCCGAGAAUUCUUAUCCACCGCGGCAUCCGAUGCCAUCUUUGUCGAAGGAGUACUAGACGGCCAGGAGAUGUUGCGUUGCUCACCAAUGAGCCUUGCCUGCACCGUCUUGCUAGAUGACCUAUCUGGUCAUUCGCAUGUAGCUGCCAUCCACUUCUUUUGUGGCUUACACAACAAUCCCCAGGACCCUGUGAGCGGCGGAAGAGGCAUCGCCAGAGUUCUCAUCGGCCAGCUCCUCUGCCUCCAAGACUUUGACUUUACGUUCCUAGACGCAGAGUGGAGGGCAGCGCUAGACCAAGGCAAUUACAACGCGACUCUCGCACUCUUUGAGCCCCUCAUUGCUCAAUUACAAGCGACAAUCCUGUUUUGCGUAAUCGACGCAGUCACAUGGUUCGAAGGCAACACGCGGAGAGAAGAGUCAGACGCACUGAUUUCCGAACUUCUCCACGUCGCAGUUGGCUGUGGCCACUUGGUCCAUAUGAAGCUCCUAAUCACCAGCUCAUCCAAGAGCAGAGUUUUUGCAUCCCGUUUCCAGAAGGGAGAACACAGGGGUUUUGUGGGACUUCGGCUCGAUGGUGGGAAUGCGGACGUGUCAAUGAGGGCGGUAAAGUUGGAGGUUGCGAGGAAUAACGUGAGCCUUUCUCCGAGCCCCGGACCUUCGCCGAGGCCGGUUAGCCCGCGUCAUCUUGCAAGUUACCCUUGACCAAGGAAAGGGUAAUUACUAUACAUCUGUCCACUAUGUAUGACACAGCAUUACUCGAAUAGUAACAAGUUAAUCCACGUUCAUGC